Molecule: messenger RNA, 2847 nt
Organism: Dendroctonus ponderosae (mountain pine beetle)
Lineage: Eukaryota; Metazoa; Arthropoda; Insecta; Coleoptera; Curculionidae
Product: protein lin-54 homolog
Exons: 10
Coding region: 97-2331 (744 amino acids)
Biological process (GO): regulation of DNA-templated transcription
Cellular component (GO): nucleus
Source: RefSeq, a predicted model, not a curated record
AUGCGACCAAGCUAACUUGUCAUAAUUUGACUUACUUGUUUUGAAAUGUUUGUGUACCUUUUGAAUGAGUAAAAUAAAACACUUUUACCUUCAAUAAUGGCCUCACCUAUCCCAGAUCAAAUCGAGAUUCAAAGCUUUUCGGACAAUUCAAAUUCGUCGGUUGAAAACAUGGAAAUUGAAACUCUGGAUGAAUUCACUGGAGAAUUAGAGCUACAAAGUAGUGUUAUAACCACUGAAGAAUCUCAAGAAGCUGAAGACACCGAGCCGGAGGAUGAAAUGAUGCCAAUUGAAGAGCUCGAGACGCAGCAAAUUGACAUGCACUCUGAAGAUCAAGCCAGAGUGGUUGAGCAAGUAAAUGAGAAGAAGAGUAAAUCAUCUAGCAGCGUGCCGCCCUUGAGACUUUUAAAUAUAGCACCCAAACCAGAACAAGUGCCAAUUACUGUCAAAUCGGUUGGAGGACAACCUUUAAUUUUAGUUCCAGGUUCCACAGGUGCCCAGACUAUAAAAUUAGUUAAUCCUCAAGGACAGGAAAUCAACUGGGCAAAUUACUCAAUAAGUCGCCCUAUCACGAUUAAGCAAACAGGAAAAGCCAUUAGUACAAAACCUGUUGUACCGCAAAGUCAACCCAAGCAGAUAUUUAUGAAAAAAAUUAUAACUUCGAAUCCGGGGCAAAAAACUAUUACGAAACCGAUAAGUUUUAAUAAAUCGGGUCAACAAUUUAUGGUGGUACAGAAGAGUUCUGAUCAGCCACAGCAAAUAAAAUUGGUGCAAUCAGCAAAUGUUACUGGCAUAUCUCCUACGCCUCCGGUCCAAAGCAAGACGAUCACCUUGCAGCAGGCUCAUGAUAUGGGGCUUUUAGGAAACGCAAAAAUUAUUCAAGGAGGAAUACAACCAAUAACCAAAAGGACGGUUUUGAUGAAUAAAAGCCAACCGAAAACCAUCAAAUUAGUGCCACACAGCGCUGCUUCCCAAAUACUUGGUACCACAAAUAGCGUGAAAACCAUUUCGUUAGGACAGAUCAAAUCGCCCACUAAAAUAUCUCCUGGCAAUGUAACUAAUGUGGCCGGUACGAAAGGAGCACAACGAAUAAUUUUCAAAAACGCCGGUGGAAAUCAGCUUUUACCAGCGGGACAGUUAAUUCAUAUGACUGGGACCCAAGGCAUCACCAAUGGGCAGAUUCAUCAGAUUAAUGUGCCAGGAAAAGGGGUUCAAUAUAUAAAAUUUGUUACCACUACAUCGGUGGAAAGCAGCAGUUCUACAGUUACACUAGUUAACACAAUAAAAUCAACUGCAAGUACUUCCGCAGCAGGCCCAGAACUGCAAGACGUGAAGCCAGUCAUCACCAGUAAAUUUAUUACUAAACCAUCCACUGGAAAUCUGAAGCCGGCACAAGUAAUGAUUGUUCCCGCAGGCUAUAUUCCUACGAACAUGCAACAGAUGCAAAAGGUAGCAAUUGGCCCUAAACAACCUGUUUUACACCCGAAGCAAGAGGCGGCUCACAGUGUUGUCGUGCCAAGGACACUUGUUGCAGUAGAUAAGACCAUAUCACCAAAAUCAACCUCCUCAAGUUCACCAACAGCUGCGACUACAACAGUUUCCACUACCGAAAGCUCUUCAAAUACAACAAAUGGUAUUCGACCUCGUAAACCCUGCAAUUGCACACGGUCAAAAUGUUUAAAACUUUACUGCGACUGUUUCGCUAAUGGGGAAUUUUGCUAUCUAUGCAACUGCAUGUGUUGCUAUAAUAAUCUGGAGCAUGAAGACACUCGAAACUUGGCAAUAAAAGCUUGCUUGGAACGAAAUCCCAACGCGUUCAGGCCAAAAAUAGGAAAAGCUCGAGACACCACCGGGGACGUUUUGCGGAAGCAUACAAAAGGAUGCAAUUGCAAAAGAUCAGGCUGCCUUAAAAACUAUUGCGAAUGUUACGAGGCAAAAAUUGCUUGUUCGAGUAACUGCAAAUGUUAUGGAUGCAGAAACGUAGAAGAUUUUGAGGAAAAAGUACAUAUUGAUUCUACUUCAAGUACCCACAGGAUCAAUGAGGACGAUUUAGCCCAAACACGUUAUCGGAAAAUCUUACCGAGUUUUAAAGAGAACCAUUCUUCGGGUGCCGGAUUUGGCCGAUCUAGAAAAUCAAAUCUAUUAAGAAAACAACCCGUUAGUUAUCUAACAGACCCCGUUAUUGAAGCUGCUUGCCAAUGCCUACUGACCACAUCGGAUAAUGCUGAUUCAAAUUUGCAAGAUGAAGAACUGACAAUGCGGGAGAUUAUUGAAGAAUUUGGUGGUUGUCUGAGCGAAAUCAUACAUUGCUCUAUUAAUCGCAACACAAGUUAGAGUGCAAAUCUGCUUUGUGGAUCACAACUUUUUCACUGUGAUCCUAUUUUAAGUGUACAUUGUAUAUUUUAUUGAAUAAGUAAAUUGGUUUUUAUAGUUUAAAAUUAUUGUUGUAGGUAAAACCAUCUAGAUGUAGGAUUUUCCUCGCGUUUGAACUGAAAAUAUCAAGGAAUGCCGAGUUCAUUAAAAAAUGUAUGUUAUAAACUUGGCAAUUUAUAAGAUUGUACGUUUUCUAAAGUAAAUUAUUUUUAAUACAUGGAAAAGUCGUGUGUAUAUAUAUAAUACGUGAAUGAAUAUUUGAGUGAGUGAAUUAUGUAUAUUUAUAGGUGUAUAUGCCAAUAGGUUUCAGUUCACUGCAAAUAACUUAUUGUUAGUUUACGAUACAAUUAGAAAUCGGGAUUAAGUAGCAGAUAUUACGAAUAGUUAAGUUACAGUUGCUGUAUGAGAAAAAUUAACCGCUUGUUAAUAUUGGAUCAUUUUAUUUAUAUGCUAUUAUUAAACGUAUAUAAUUAUAAA